CUCCAGGCGUGCGGUUGUGUGCUGCCGGGUGCAGGCUGUCUCACUCAACGCGGACUCCUCCGUCUUGGAUAUUGUUGUUUGGGCUGUGGAUUAUAUUUGUCUGAUGCUUUUCAUCUUCAUCUCGUGGCAAAGAAAUGGGUAAACUCCACUCGAAACAUGCCGCUAUUUGUAAACCAAGGGAGAGCCCAGAAGGGGAUAGUUUUGUUGUGAAUGCCUGCUUGGCUCGGAAAGGAAUCGACGACUGGUUAGCGAAGCAGAAAUACUACGAGCAGCACGACUGUCACCACAAGAAUAACUGCGGUUUUACGACGCGGGAUACUAUAGAUGAGGCAUGUGCCGAGGGGAUCGCUGGUGAACACUACCAAUUAGAAGUGGCUUUACCCCCAGAGAAGACAGGCAGCUGCUGCGUGGAGCAGAAGAUGCAGGAGAGGGACGGCCAAUCGCCCUUAGGGCCACAGAAGCAGCUCCAGUUUGAAGAGCUUGAGUGCGCAGUGUCUGUGGAGGAGGAUAACAGACAAGAAUGGACAUUCACUCUUUAUGACUUUGAUAACAACGGCAAAGUCACCAGAGAGGACAUCACCAGCCUUCUCCACACCAUCUACGAAGUCGUCGACGCCUCUGUCAAUCAUUCACCGGGCAACAGCAAGACGUUACGGGUCAAGUUGUCGGUGGCUCCUGACUCCACCCAGCGGUGGAGGACUUGCACUCAGGGGGCUGCAGACGUGUCCCAUCCCAGAGAGAAAAAUGACAAGUGCAUAGAGGACCCCAAGAGCGCAGACAAGAAAAGUCGAGCGCUCAUAAGGCGCCACCACACUGACCACCACACCCAGCCGGGCUGCCAGCGCCACUGUGUGGAUGAGAACCUGGAACGCAGGAACCACUACUUGGACCUGGCAGGCAUCGAAAACUACACGUCUCGCUUCGGCACUGCUCCCACCACAGAACCGACAAAGACGGAGAAUCAGACCCGCGUCUCCAACCAGACCCGGUCUCGCUCCCAUGAACCCGAAAACGGUCACACCCACCCCCAUCACCACCACCGUCGCCUGCAGGCUGUUCUGGACUCGGCAGAAAACCCGCACCAGACCCGACCGCGAGGCCAAGACUCAGGCAAACACGCUCUCCGAUCCCCCAAGAACCACAGCCGCACGCCUCCCGCACAGGUCAGCAGCAGGGUGAUGAGGAGCCGAGGCGUCCCUCCUCCCCCGGCGCUACCCAGCCAGACCCCUCCUCACCAGUCGGCAGCCCCCUACCGCAAACACAAGCAGAGGUCCAAGGAGAGCCAGGGCUACAGGGCCUUGGGCUCACUGACUGCUCCUGGAGCUCUGGUGGAGAAGGAGCAUGUGAGAGAUCUGCCCAGCGUGCUGCUGUACGAGGGAGGAUUGGCACAGGUGGUGCAGCGGCACGAGCAUCAUCACCACCAUGAACACCAUCACCACUACCACCACUUCUACCAGUCAUGAAGUUCCACAGACUGCAAUCCCCCCCUACUGACACGGAGAGCCCCACCGGCGGCAACAGUGACUAAAAAAAUCAGUGUUCUUACAGCAGUCAGGCAGAUAUACUCACGUAUACAGCGACAGAAGUUCAGUGCUGAACAUCCAGUCUGGGGCUAAGACGGAGACGUGUUCUCUUCACUGCUGCGCCACAACCUUCCACACCACUAAGCCAAACGAUGAGAAGGAACAGAGAGAGACUGUGAUGUAGAGAAGAAAACUUAUGAAGGAAAUGUAGACGUUAGAAAAGCAUGUGUGUGUGUGUGCGUGUGUACGAGUGUGUAAGUAUCACUGGUGUCUGUUGAAAACCACUUGAAGUGCACUCCCGGGUGCUCCAGUAUUUAAAGCCUGUGGUUGGCAGGUUUUUGAAGAUGAAAAAUGAAGAUUCUGAUGAAACCCCUGAAAACAAAAGUGGGAAAGAAAAAUGUUUUCUUUUUUUGUAAAAAAAAAAAAAAAAAUGGACAGAUCCCAAAAUCCGCUGCUACCUCUAAUUUUAUCCUCUUUGUUGUAAUUGUGACUGACUGAAGCAGAUUUUCAAAUUACUUUUUGAAACAAACGUCACAAUCUGUAGUGCUGAAGUGUCAACAAGCUUACUUUUACUAACCUUUCCUGUAAAUAAGGUAUAUAUUGUUAUAAAUUUUAUAUGCUUUAUUGAUAAUGUGACAUCUUUGUAAUCACUAUUUGAAGCUAUUCUGUUUGUAUGUUCUUUACAACUGCGUUUUAUAUGAUCAUGCUUAAUUUUAUAAUAUACAGCAAGUCAAAGUGUACAAACAUGACACUCCAGUCUCCUGUCCAAGCUACUUUCAUGGCUUCCUGUUGUUAUUUAUAAAGUUUUUAUCCACAAGGUCUUGGAAUAGUUGUGUUAGGAUUCCUAACUUGAGACGGUAGAGGACAGUUGAUCUGUUUUGCAGGUUCAAUGGGGUUGAAUUUGUAGUCUUCACAGGUAAUGGUCAUUAAAAGCAUUUGUAGUUCGACGGCGGAGCUCUGGACAUCACGUGACCAGAUAUGUUUACGCCGCCAUGUUGGCCGGAAAAGCAGCAGCUAAAAUAAAUCAACUACAAGCCUUCAGAGUUUACGUUGCAUUUUAAUGGCUUUGAUAUUGAC
Messenger RNA from Synchiropus splendidus (mandarinfish), 2600 nucleotides. RefSeq names its product NKD inhibitor of WNT signaling pathway 1 (gene nkd1). Gene Ontology annotation, biological process: negative regulation of Wnt signaling pathway. Gene Ontology annotation, molecular function: calcium ion binding. Gene Ontology annotation, cellular component: cytoplasm. Bases 135 to 1463 code for a protein of 442 amino acids. NCBI's taxonomy places the organism in Eukaryota, Metazoa, Chordata, Actinopteri, Syngnathiformes, Callionymidae. The record is from RefSeq and is a predicted model, not a curated record. The transcript is spliced from 10 exons.